AUGGUUGCGAAAACUCAGGAACCGUUUUUCCAAGGGAGUACAGGGAAGAACUCUCGUGGAGUUUUAAGAAUUGUAAUUCUUUGCUUAAUUGCCGGUGCUGCAAUUGCCAGUCGAUUGUUUUCUGUGAUUCGAUUCGAGAGUAUAAUUCACGAAUUCGAUCCUUGGUUCAAUUUCAGGGCUACAAAAUACUUGGUCUCGCAUGGCUUCUAUGAUUUCUGGGAUUGGUUUGAUGACCGAACAUGGCAUCCACUUGGGCGUGUUACAGGAGGAACUUUAUACCCAGGUCUCAUGGUCACCAGUGGUGUAAUCUACCAUGCCCUUCGAGCUCUUACUAUUCCAGUCGAUAUUCGAAACAUUUGCGUGCUUCUCGCACCAGGUUUCUCUGGCUUGACUGCCUUUGCAACAUACCUCUUUACCAAUGAGAUGUCCACAUCUCCUUCCGCCGGUCUUCUCGCGGCUAUUUUCAUGGGAAUUGCCCCAGGUUACAUUUCGCGAUCAGUUGCAGGCAGCUACGAUAACGAAGCCAUCGCAAUCUUCUUACUUGUAUUCACGUUCUACCUCUGGAUUAAAGCCAUCAAGCUCGGAUCCGCAUUUUGGGGUGCUCUGUGUGCUUUGUUCUAUGGAUACAUGGUAUCAGCCUGGGGUGGAUAUGUCUUCAUUACCAAUUUGAUUCCUCUCCAUGUAUUUGUAUUGGUUUGCAUGGGAAGAUUCAGCCCAAGAGUGUAUGUCAGUUAUUGUACCUGGUACGCACUAGGCACGUUGGCAAGCAUGCAAAUUCCCUUUGUAGGAUUCUUGCCAAUUCGCAGUAGUGAACAUAUGUCCGCUCUCGGUGUUUUCGGCCUUCUUCAAUUGGUUGGAUUUGUCGAAUUCGUCCGCUCCGGUGUACCAAGCAAGCAGUUCGCGACUCUCCUUAGAGGAUUUGUCCUUGCCGUGUUCGCUAUCUCCUUUGGUGGCUUGGUACUUCUCACCGUCUCUGGUGUUAUUGCUCCUUGGACUGGCCGUUUCUACUCUUUAGAGGCUUAUCAAUGGUUGCGACAGAACACCAAGGAAGAUGCAAAGAUCAUGUCAUGGUGGGAUUACGGUUACCAGAUUGGUGGUAUGGCUGACAGGCCUACACUCGUCGAUAACAAUACUUGGAACAACACUCACAUCGCCACCGUUGGAAAGGCAAUGAGCUCUCGUGAAGAGGUCAGCUACCCCAUCAUGCGCCAGCACGAAGUUGACUACGUUCUUGUCGUCUUUGGUGGUCUUCUCGGAUACUCUGGAGAUGAUAUCAACAAAUUCUUGUGGAUGGUCAGAAUUGCCGAGGGGAUUUGGCCAGAUGAGGUUAAGGAACGGGAUUUCUUCACUGAACGUGGAGAGUACAGAGUUGACGAUGGUGCUACUCAAACCAUGAAGGACAGCUUGAUGUACAAAAUGUCAUACUACAACUACAACUCCCUUUUCCCACCUGGACAAGCCCAAGAUAGAGUUCGUGGCGUAAAGAUGCCAGAAGUUGGACCAGUUCUGAACACUGUUGAAGAAGCAUUCACUAGUGAGAAUUGGAUCAUCCGAAUCUACAAGGUGAAAGACCUUGACAAUGUUGGCCGGGAUCAUGCAUCAGCCGCAUCAUUUGAGAGAGGGAACAAGAAAAAGAAGACAACAAAGAAGAGAGGACCAAAAGUUUUGAGGGUUGAAUAA
Molecule: messenger RNA, 1680 nt
Organism: Sclerotinia sclerotiorum 1980 UF-70
Lineage: Eukaryota; Fungi; Ascomycota; Leotiomycetes; Helotiales; Sclerotiniaceae
Exons: 6
Coding region: 1-1680 (559 amino acids)
Biological process (GO): post-translational protein modification
Cellular component (GO): membrane
Molecular function (GO): dolichyl-diphosphooligosaccharide-protein glycotransferase activity
Source: RefSeq, a predicted model, not a curated record